AAAAUCUACUCCCUUUCACCAUUUUUACUGAUUCUGGGAUAGUAUUUGUCUUUGAUUGCGUUUUCUCUCUGGUUGUGUUAUUCUCUAGAACUCUGUGGUUAUGUAUAUGCUGCUGCUUUAGUUACUUUACUCAGUCUGUUAGUGUUCAAUUUCUCCUGCUUUUUAAGGCAUUGUCUUUGUUAGCUUGGGCGAUCGUUAAAAUCGAUAGCGAGCAGGGGCGUAGCCAGGGGGGUGGACCAGGGGCCUGCCCCCCUUUAUAUAUGAGACAUUAUGAAAAAUACGGGAGAAAAUGCCUUGAAAGUCCCUUUUGGGCCCCCUCCUGUUAAAAAUUUUGGCUCACUGCUGGCGAGGGUGUGUGUGAGUAAUUGAUAAUUAUUGAUUAAGUUCCCGUUAUUUUAUCCGAUUAUUUUCUCCAGAAACGUGUAACAGUCAUAACCUUUUCACUAUUUGCCGUACGAAACAGGACCAUAUUUGAAACAAAAUGCUGCUCACAUGAAGAAGUGCACUAUUAAGGCAAAGCAAAUCGUUUGGCUGCCCGCACUAUUUGCUAAAUGUGGUCAAAUUUCGAACAUGAAUGUUUCACCUCUUGUUUUAAUUUACUGAUUAUCUCAAUCUCAAAGAAAGCAAGCCUAUAACAGAACGUACAGACAUAGCUGUCAUUUCACCCACAUUUGGCAGGUGUCACAAGAUUUUGGACCUCAUCAAGAGCCUGAUUUGAUGUUCAUACAUUCUCUGUAUUCACCUGCAUUGGCUCUCUUGGGUUUUUUCACAUAUUUACUGUAUUCCAUCGGAUUUCACAAGAUUCCUGUACAAGUUGGGCUGGCAGCUAUGUACAGAGCAAACCCAUGGCAGAACAGAAGAGUAGUUACAACAGGAAAGAGAGGCUCAUUUUGUUUUGCUGUGAGAGCUGUGCAGUGACACUUUUUUUUAGUGUGACCCUUUAUAUGAUAGGUGUUACAAUUUGCGACUGUUGCCUACAAAAUGAUCUUGAAUUAUGCUGUGCGUUUUAUCGAUUAUCCAAUUGAUAAAAUCGAUAUCCGCUGGAAAAAGUGUCAGUAUCAAUUUUUAUUGAUAAACCCCAAAAAUAGAUAUCAGUUCAAUCAUAAUUAUCAAUUAUUAUCGAUUUAUCGAUCAAUUUUCCUACAUUGAUUUCUAUUGAUUGCCCAAGCCAGGAAACUAUUGUUACUCAUGCGGUAUUUUGACAAACGCUCUUAUGGGGUGCCUGUGUCUCUUGUUUUUUAUAUUGUGUUACAUGUCCUUGCAAAAAGCACUAAUAGCCAGAAAAAAAUUACUUAUUAUCCUAUCAACCCGGACAUAAAUGUACAUAUGCUCAUUUAGAAAAUGAAUUUUAACCUUAAGCCUAAGGAAUAGCCAAAUGGGUGUGGUUUCUGAUUUUUAAACCCUAAGGGAUAGCAGAUAAAACAAAUGAAUUAUCAGGUUUCCGAGUUUUAUUAUUGACUGACCCCUGGUGGACCCCUGGGAUAGCAGAUUUCCAGAAGACCCUAGUGUUUGACAAUAGCAGAGUUGUUGCCAGAGUUACAGUAUCAUUACUGGCAAAAAAAUAAAACAACUAAAAAAAUAAAACAACUAAUGAGACGAUCUUGGUUUCCCACACUUUAUUGUUAUUCAUUAAAGAUCAGCAUGAUUUAUGUAUUAUGUUUGUUACAUGUGUGUUUGGGGAAUAUAACUCAUUAGUGAUGCUUUCAUUCUAUUGUUUGUAAUGCACUAGUCAAUUGAAACCCCCACCCCCAUGGUCUUGGGGAAGGGUGGGGGAUUAGACUUUGACCCUGUACAAAACAGAGAAAAGCCCCCACCCCCUCGAGACAAAACUGCAGUCAAAUGCCCCUACCCCUUGGGAUGCAAACUAUAGGCAACUACCCAACAACAAGUCAUCUGAAAUAAGCCUUAAUCUUUCAAAGCCAGUACAUUUCGGAGAGUACGUUUUGUACUAAUACUUAUGAAGAUAACAAUUACCAAAAAAAAUGAAAAAUAAAUAAUCUUCAUCUUGCACUAGUUAUCAUUCAUAUUCGUUUUUGCACAUUUCACCAUGCAGCUUGCCACACGCUGAUAUAUGAAAUUGCUUGCUACAAAAGAGAAAGAGUCUCAAACCAGAAACUGACAUGACUUUUGCACUAAGUACAUUUGUGAUGUUAUUCAUUUGUCCCCAAGCCCUCAUGGUGGGGACAAGUCUUAAAGUAAAAAACUAUCAAUUCCCCCACCCCCUCGGGACAAAUUCUCGUUCAAAAGUGCUCUAAACCCCCACGUCAACCCCACACUUCCCCGGGGCCAUGGGGGUGGGGGUUUCAAAUGACUAGUGCAUAACAGUUCCUAAAUACAUUUCAAUGGGAAAUCAGCAUAUUUUUUAAAGGAGAAAAUUACGACAUUUUACCUCUACCACGCUUGCGAACACUUAAAUCUCACAGUUCUCAUCCAUUUCCCCGCUAACAAGUCGUGUUAUUCUUGGCAAACUGAUUUCAUGUCACCAUCGGCGAUAUUCUAUUUUACUUCUUCUCGUGAUUUCAUGGAAAUUCGUAGCGCAUGGUGCUUGUUUAUUACUUGCUGGGAGGGAUGAACCAUCUUGAAUGUUUUUCGCUCAAAAUAAAUAAUAAUUAUGAAAAGGCACUGAUUCCCCAAACUGACAAAAAAUAUUCACACGAACAGAUGCAAAAAUUCUUUAGGAAAGUCCAAAUUGAAUUUUAGUCACAGAAAUCACGUAAGAUGGGAGUCAUUUGGAGCAAUUUAUAGGCACGAUUGGAACGUUUUAUAGGCUGCCAUCAAAAUGGCCGCCUUCAGAUGUAAACACAGGAAACCACAAGAAGCCUAAAAGGUUUUUUUUAGGAUCAUUUAACUUGACACAUUAACUGGCUAUUUUUUAGAUAGAUAGAUAUUAACUACUUAUUAACCGAGCGCGAGGGCUGUACGGAGAAAUAUCAGACCGAGGUCUCGAAUGUACGGCCGAAGGCCCCAGGCCGAGGGCCGUGCUAAAAAGACCGAGGUCUGAUUUUUCUCCGUAAAGCCCGAGCAAGCAAGGUUAAUAAAAGUUUUAUUGUAUGGCUUUUAAAAAUUAAAAUGACGAGAAAACAAAUCAACUUACGCUUUCGCGCGAAUAUCGAUUAGUUUAUCGAUCGAUCUCAAAAAGGCGGGAAAACAAGAAACACUCGUGCACGGUCAACUAAAAAAAUGUGAAAAGAAUGAAAAUAUUCAACAAUAUAAAACGACAACAAACCAAAUAGACCUCGGAAUGAGAGAUAUUGGUUAUAAUAGCCCUUCAGCCGUAAAAAGAAGAAUGGUCCGAGGGGCCAAAUGAAUGGAAAGCGAAGCAAAAAGGUUACUUGGUUUAUUUACCGUUCAGCGUUGUUUUCAUCGUUAUGACAAGCACCGUGAUAUAAUUCAACGACUUUUCGGGCUAUUUAUUUCUAUUUUCACCAUUUGGAAGCUACAGGCUUCAUCCCAAAGGUGCUAUAGAUCCAAACAAAGAGAAAGAAAGCCCAGAUGUCAGUCUUCACGGCAUGAAUGGACUGUUUGGUGUGAAAACUCCACGGGACAGGAGUGAUUCUAGCCAGGACAAUGGGUUAUGGGAGAUAAACAACAAAAGGAAAUCAUGGCAGAGAAGAAACCUAUAAAGCAACCUUCUGAUCAGUGUCAGAAUUUGAUAUGCACACAGGAAAUAAAAGUCGAGCCAGAACUAUUUGAUUUGAAAAGUAUUGUAAAGGAGACAUCAAAAGCAUUAAAUUUAUCUGAGAAACCAUAUGAAUGUGGAAUGGGCUUUACCCAAUCUGGAGCCCUGAAGAGACACCUAAGGAUUGACUCAGGAAAGAAAUCAUACAAAUGUGAUGAAUGUGGCAAGUUCUUUACCCAACAUGCACACCUGAAGAGACACCUAAUGACUCACUCAAGACAAAAACCGUACAAUUGUGAUGAAUGUGGCAAGUGUUUUACCCAACAAACACACCUGAAGACACACCUAAUGAUUCACUCAGGGCAAAAACCAUACAAUUGUGAUGAAUGUGGCAAGUGCUUUACCCAACAUGCACACCUGAAGACACAUCUAAUGAUUCACUCAGGGCAAAAACCAUACAAUUGUGAUGAAUGUGGCAAGUGCUUUACCCAAAUAACACACCUAAAGAGACACCUAAGGAUUCACUCAGGACAGAAACCAUACAAGUGUGAUGAAUGUGGCAAGUGCUUUACCCGAAAAGCAAACCUAAAGACACACCUAGUGAUUCACUCGGGACAAAAACCAUACAAAUGUGAUGAAUGUGGCAAGUGUUUUACCCAACAAACACACCUGAAGACACACCUAAUGAUUCACUCAGGACAAAAACCAUACAAAUGUGAUGAAUGUGGCAAGUGCUUUUCCGAAUCUGGUAACUUAAAGAAACACCUAGUUAUUCACUCAAGACGGAAACCAUACAGAUGUGAUGAAUGUUGCGAGUGCUUUACACAAAAAACACACCUGAAGACACACCUAAUGAUUCACUCAGGACAAAAACUGUAAUGUUUGGGAUUCCUGUUUGUAUGACCGCAAGGUUUUCUGGGUAACAGCAAUAAACAACGACAGUCCGCCAUUACUGUUUAUUCGUUUUGAUCCUAAGGUUUUUCUCAAAUACAUUACAUUUUUUGGCGACGAGGAUUUCGGAAAUGGCAACCUACGG
This is a messenger RNA of Nematostella vectensis (starlet sea anemone), 4655 nucleotides long. RefSeq names its product gastrula zinc finger protein XlCGF7.1-like. Gene Ontology annotation, biological process: regulation of cytokine production; negative regulation of transcription by RNA polymerase II; regulation of immune system process. The record is from RefSeq and is a predicted model, not a curated record. The transcript has 2 exons. The coding region runs from base 3575 to 4498 and encodes 307 amino acids. NCBI's taxonomy places the organism in Eukaryota, Metazoa, Cnidaria, Anthozoa, Actiniaria, Edwardsiidae.